Messenger RNA from Trichoderma asperellum CBS 433.97, 1581 nucleotides. RefSeq lists its product as uncharacterized. Lineage: Eukaryota; Fungi; Ascomycota; Sordariomycetes; Hypocreales; Hypocreaceae. The record is from RefSeq and is a predicted model, not a curated record.
AUGGCUUCUCUCAUCUUAGGCGCUUUGAUACGUCUCAGCUUCUCUCAAGACUCCCGGGAAGAGAUACAAUCCGAAUCCUCAGUCAUCAAAAUCCGGAUUGACCCUAUAGGAUUGACAGAGGAUAUUAUUAGCGUUGAAAGUCCGAAGCAAUCCAAAAACAGAUUUGUGAGCUUCACUGAGCGUUUCAUACCAAAGAAAAUGCUCAAAUCGUCGCCUGAUUUGGUGGAGACUUCUGCCACUGGGUUUCGGGCAGCAACCCGCCAGUGGAGGGAUGCCAAUUCGAAACCAAAAGAAUUAGCCGAACUCGCCGGACGCUCAAGCUUGCUCUGGGGCCGGACUGUAAGGAGGCUACAGAUAGAUGAUGACCUUGACGGAGCACUGGGAGCCUUAAUUGUAUGCGAGGCGUAUACAACCAAUGCAGUUGCCACAAAGAUCAAAGUCAAUACAUUGCCAUCAUUCGCAACCACAGAACGAUUUCUAUCAGAAUUUAGACAGCUUGGGGACAUAUAUCUCCCGCAGAGGACGAGACGCAAUCUCGGGCAAAUCUUUUUUCUUCAGCUUCACCAUGCCAACCUUAACCUAUUUUCUGACUUCUUACAGAGCUUCACAAUGGAUUAUGCAGCCCCUCGCAUGUUCAUGUACGACCCUCGGGAAGUCGAACUGCGGCGCUGGAAUCUUAAAGCCAUCAUGACGGACUCUCAUCUCUAUAGACAACUCAGAAGCCUUGCUGCCGAGCUGACAGCUACCACUGAGUCGUUGCUUGACGUCGUCUUGGCCCUGGAUGACGGUAUAGGGGAGAACAGCACAAGGCUGGCAGUUCUGGGUGCUGAGAUCCGGGGCUGUAGCAAGGACAUCAUGACGCGUCUCAGCAGGAUUUCAGGCGACCUGGAUCACAAUCUCCAGCUACUGAGACUAUCCAAGGAAAUGAGCCAGUCGAGCAACGUCCAGAUGUUAACGCUUCUAGCUACAAUUUUCCUACUUCUGUCCCUAUCAGCAGGCGUCCUUAGUAUGCAGUCACGCUUCAAGGACUUGGGCGAUCUGCUGUACGAUUUCUUCGGCGCUGUGGUUCUGCUCGCAGCGGCAGUUGCGCUUUUGGUUGUGAUCAUGCUUUUGCUCUCCUCGGCGAAAGAGCUGGAGAGCAGACUCUUCAAGUACCAUUGGUACAAGGCGAUACUGCGUCCUGCUCUGUUGGCCACGAUAUUUGGCAUCACGUUGACACUGGGCGCCCUCGUGCUAACAUCCUUCGUGGUGGGCAUGUUUAAAGACGUGGUACUUGGGGCAAAGAUUCUGGGCUAUGUAAUCGCCGCGGCGAUUGGCGCAUUGGUGGUGAUUCCAUAUACAGUUUUUAUGGUGUUUUGGCUUCCCACCUUAUGGGAAUUCGGGGGGGCCAAGAAAAAGCAAAGUGACCUCGAAGGCGAGCCGAAAGGAAAGGAAGCUGUUGUUGGUGGCUCCAAGGAUGCCGGUGUCAAGAUACAAGCUGAGCCUUCUGGUUCCAAUUGCCAGGAUGCCAGCUCCACGGCGCCAACCGCGCGUGCUGUAAAUCAGUCGCCAGAAGAUACAAGUAGAUAGCAUGCUAAAUGC